AUGUCGCAACACGAAGUUGACACUAAUUGCAUGACAUUGACUCGGUUCAUCAUCCAUGAGCAGACAAAGUAUCCUGAAGCUUCGGGCGAAUUGACUCAAUUAAUGAACGGCAUUCAGACGGCCGUCAAGGCCAUCUCUAACGCCGUACGCAAGGCUGGUAUCGCACAACUUUUUGGAUUCACCGGUAAUUCAAACGUUCAAGGCGAGGAAGUAAAAAAACUUGAUGUCAUUUCAAAUGAACUUUUCGUGAACAUGAUGAUUUCAUCUUACACAACGUGUCUGCUGAUCUCCGAGGAAAAUGAAGAGGUCGUUGUCGUCGAUCCUAAACAACAGGGAAAAUACAUUGUUGCCUUCGACCCUCUGGAUGGAUCUUCUAACAUCGAUUGCUUGGGUUCAGUUGGGUCUAUUUUUGCCAUAUUUCGGCGCAAACAUGACAAGGGCAUAGCUGAUCCUUCAGAGGCACUUCAACCUGGACGCAACGUUGUGGCAGCCGGCUAUGCCAUCUACGGCAGCUCCACUAUGAUUGUUCUGUCUGUUGGUUCCGGUGUUUAUGGCUUCACACUUGAUCCCAGUCUGGGAGAAUUUAUUCUUACCCAACCGAUGAUAAAAAUUCCCAAGCGCGGGAAAAUCUUUUCAAUUAACGAGGGAUACGCCUCGAACUGGGACAAGGCAAUCACGCAGUACAUUCACGACAAAAAGUUCCCCAAGACCGGAAAACCCUACCAGGCUCGCUACAUCGGCUCCAUGGUUGCGGACGUUCACCGAACCCUCGUCUACGGCGGCAUCUUCCUCUACCCGUCGAUGAGUCAUGCACCGUCUGGCAAGCUUCGUCUUCUCUACGAGUGCAUUCCGAUGGCGUACCUAGUUGAACAGGCCGGUGGCAAGGCAUCGACUGGGAAAAUGCCGAUUUUGGACAUCCAACCGCAGCAGAUCCACGAACGCGCGCCAACCAUCCUGGGCAGUGCCGAAGACGUUGACGAAGUCCUUAGUUACUACUCCAAGUGCUAA
Molecule: messenger RNA, 1008 nt
Organism: Mesocestoides corti
Lineage: Eukaryota; Metazoa; Platyhelminthes; Cestoda; Cyclophyllidea; Mesocestoididae
Source: the annotation of a GenBank genome assembly